Messenger RNA from Folsomia candida, 1671 nucleotides. RefSeq names its product survival motor neuron protein 1 (gene Smn). The record is from RefSeq and is a predicted model, not a curated record. Gene Ontology annotation, molecular function: RNA binding. Gene Ontology annotation, cellular component: nucleus; cytoplasm. Gene Ontology annotation, biological process: mRNA processing. Bases 186 to 1274 code for a protein of 362 amino acids. Lineage: Eukaryota; Metazoa; Arthropoda; Collembola; Entomobryomorpha; Isotomidae. The transcript has 3 exons.
UCUCUCGUGCUGUCAACAAACGAGUCUUUCACUAAAUUUCCUUCUCGUUUUAUGUAAUUUAACAAGAAUUUUAACUAGACUAUUUUACCCAUUCUUUGAAUAGCACUCUGAACGCAUCUUUACCAAUCCAUUCAGAAGACUUGUUGAAAAACGUAACAGGAUAAGAACGAUACAAAUCAUUUGCUAUGAAUUUAGGAGGGGGGGACGAUUGGGACGACACAGAGUUGAUCAAGGCGUAUGACAAAGCUGUGAAGAACUGGCGAAAAUCAAAAUCUUCGGAAGAUGGUGGUUCUUCUGCUGCUGAGCCCACCAACAAUGAGACGGCAGGUAUCGGUCCUUGGGUUUCAGUUAAGAAAGAAGAUGUAAAUUCUGCCAUGUUGGGAGUCAGUAGUUGGAUUUUGGGUUCACCGUGUCGCGCAGUCUGGUCGCAGGAUGGAUUAGAAUAUGAAGCAAAAAUUGUAGGGAUUGUAGAACCUAAUUGUACGAUAAGAUUUGUUGGAUAUGGAAACCAAGAGUCAAAAGAUCUUGGUGACCUAAAAGAGACUUUUGGAAAGCGAUCUCGAGACAGACAACGCCGUGAGGCACAAGCAGCAAAUUCUCAGUAUCUUACUGUCUCCGGGACGGUAAGACCAGGAAUUGAUGGGGAAGAUUAUUUUUCCAGCGUUAGUUUGACAUCAUCCAUGUGUAACAACUGCCCAUCAAUUGCUAAUGGAGGUCAUGGUGAUGACGAUCAGUUGACCACGACCACCGAUUUCAGUGGGAUUGGUGGUGGACAACGCGAAUCAGUCUCUUCGUCAGUGUUUCAGUCACCCCGUAGGAAAGGAUCUCCUGGGAAUAAGAGGAAGCGUGAUGCAGCAGAUGCAAUGAGUGUUGAUGUAGAUCCAGAUACGCAAGGUUUAGAGUCUGGAAGAGUAGAAGACGCCCUUCCAUCAGGGGCUGAAGCAACAUUGGGCUCAUCGUCAUCGUCUUCAAACAUCUCAGAAGAUGACAAUGAAGAUGGCGAUGAUGAGGCAACGUCGGCUCCAGGAGGGUUUGGAGAAGCAUUUAAAGUUGGAUUCCCAUCAAUGGUUCCCCAGUUUCCAGUUCCUCCCAUGCCCAUGAGUUUGGCUGAUGCUAAAGGAAAAUUUAAUUUUGGACGAGGCCAGCUUCCAUCGUUAUUGUUAUCGUGGUAUAUGAGUGGGUAUCAUUCAGGAUAUUUUGAUGCUCAGCAGGCGAAAAAAUCUCUUGGAAAAGAAGAACCAUCAAAAUCUCGUAACAAUAAGAGACAACAAUAAGUUUUUUUUUCAGAUUCUGAAUAUAUUAACACAUAUAUAGAUUGGGAUUUCCAUCAGCAUCGAGUUGAUAGACUUACUGUCGAAAAUUAUGUAUUUUUUCCAUAAUUGCUGCUAACAUGUUUGUUUAAAUUUUGACCAUGAAAAAGUACAAGUGAUUGUCCAGUCGUACCUGCAAUAUUGUUAGUUAGUAACAUCUUGCAAAUGCGUCUGAUAUAAUUCUAUAAAAAGUACAGCUUUAAAAUAAUAACAUAUUAUUGCACUUUCUUUAAAGCAUUGCAAAUGAAUAACACGUUAAGAUUUGAUUCUGUAUUCUGUACCGUGAUAGUUAUGUAAAUUUUGAGGAUCUAACAAAAAUUUUAAUAAACGGCGUCUUAAAUCGUAAAUGUCACUGAUGAAA